Messenger RNA from Solanum dulcamara, 1509 nucleotides. RefSeq lists its product as uncharacterized. Gene Ontology annotation, molecular function: protein dimerization activity. Bases 1 to 1509 code for a protein of 502 amino acids. The transcript is spliced from 2 exons. The record is from RefSeq and is a predicted model, not a curated record. NCBI's taxonomy places the organism in Eukaryota, Viridiplantae, Streptophyta, Magnoliopsida, Solanales, Solanaceae.
AUGACUUCUCCAAAGAUUCAAAAAGAAAUUGUGAGUGCAUGUAAAAUAGAGACCGUUAAAGUUAUUCUUGAUGAAUUAAAUGGUGAUUACUUUGCCUUGCUCGUUGAUGAAUCCUUUGAUGUGUCACGCAAGGAGCAAAUGGCUAUUGUAUUUCGAUAUAUUGAUAGAAAGGGAUUUGUGAUGGAGCGACUUAUUGACAUUGUUCAUGUUCAAGAUACUAGUGCUCCAUCUCUAAAGGAGGCAAUUGUUAAUUUACUCGCUCAACAUUCUUUGAGUCCAUCAAGUGUGCGUGGACAAUGUUAUGAUGGGGCAAGCAAUAUGCAAGGUGAGAUCAAUGGCCUUAAAAUGUUGAUUAGGCAAGAAAGUAGAUCGGCUCAUUCCAUCCAUUGUUUUGCUCAUCAACUUCAACUAACUCUUGUUGGGGUCUCUAAAAAGUGUGUUGAAGUGGGAAAACUUGUAGUAUUGGUCUCAAAUAUUUUAAAUGUAUUGGGAUCAUCUUUUAAACAUAUGGAUGAAUUACGUGAUUCUCAAAAAGAAAUAAUUAAAGAGGCAUUAGAUAUGGGUGAACUUACAACCGGUAGGGGCUUGAAUCAACAACUUGGUCUUUCAAGAGCUUGUGACACUCGUUGGGGAUCUCAUUAUAAAUCCUUUAAUAAUUUUAUUAUUAUGUUUGGCUCUAUUCUUGAUGUUCUUGAAUCACUUGCUCUUGAUGCACGAACUUUGGAUGAAAGAGCUAAGGCAAUGGGACAUCUCGAAGCUUGUCGAACAUAUGAGGUUGCUUUCAUGUUGCAUUUGAUGAGAGAUGUUUUAGGAAUUACAAAUGAGCUUAAUAAAUGCUUACAAAAAAAGGAGCAAGAUAUUGCAAAUGCCAUGCUACUUGUUGAAGUAGCAAAGAGAAGCUCUUUAAGAUCACGACGAAAGCUUGCUAACUAUACAAUCUCACAUCAUUAUCGUGUUGAAGUGUUUUGCAAUAUUAUUGAUUGGCAACUUCAAGAACUUAAUAAUCGUUUUGAUGAGGUGACUACCGAUUUGCUCCAUGGAAUUGCUUGCUUGAAUCCAAUUAACUCAUUUUCAAGUUUUGACAUCAAAAAAGUAAUGAGAAUGGCGGAAUUAUAUCCAGAUGACUUUGAUGAAUCUAAUAUGAAUGCUCUUAGGAAUCAACUUGCAAGUUAUAUUGUUGAUGUUCGUGAUGUUGAUGAAAGGUUCUCCGAUAUAAAUGGGCUUUGUGAUCUUUCCAAAAGAUUAGUUCAGACAAAGAAAUAUUUUACUUAUCCUUUGGUAUUCCGUUUAGUGAAACUUGCUCUACUUCUACCAGUUGUCACUGCCUCCGUUGAAAGAGCUUUUUCGGCAAUGAAGUUUAUUAAGAAUGACUUGCGGAGCCAAAUGAGUGAUGAUUUUUUUAGUGGUUGUUUGGUGCCUUAUUUAGAAAAAGAUGUAUUUGAUAGUAUUUCUAAUGAUGCUAUUAUUAAGACAUUUCAAGAUAUGAAACCUCGUAGAAUACAAUUGUAA